UUCUAAAAGAUAUCUAUAAAUUUAUUGGUGCUUCUCUAGUCGAAGAAUAAUGUAAGUUCGUCUACCACAUUUUUCCGAUCAAGUACAUCAUGUCCUCCGCUAGCAAGAAGCAGGGGACCAGGGUGUUUAAGAAGGGAUCCCCCAACGGGAAGAUAACGGUGUACCUGGGGAAAAGGGAUUUUGUGGAUCACGUGACGCAUGUUGAUCCAAUUGAUGGAGUAGUUCUAGUUGAUCCAGAAUACUUGAAGGACCGGAAAGUGUAUGGACAUGUACUUGCUGCUUUCCGGUACGGUCGGGAAGACCUGGAUGUUCUGGGACUUACUUUUAGAAAGGAUUUAUAUCUAGCGUCCUCUCUCAUCUACCCUCAGGAGGACAAGGAGAAUACAAAACGUCCUCUAACUCGACUUCAGGAAAGGUUAAUGAAGAAACUAGGAGAUAAUGCUUAUCCAUUUUUCUUUGAGCUGCCACCUCAUUGUCCUGCUAGUGUUACACUACAACCAGCUCCAGGGGACACAGGAAAACCUUGUGGGAUUGAUUACGAAAUGAAGGCCUAUGUAGGGGACUCAACCGAAGACAAGCCACACAAGCGAAACUCUGUCAGACUUGCAAUAAGAAAGGUAUAUUCACCACAUUAUUUACCCUUCCCUCCAAUACACGUGUCGAAAGAGUUUAUGAUGUCUCCUAACAAACUCCACCUGGAGUGCAGUCUAGAUAAGGAGCUCUACUAUCACGGAGAAACUAUCUCCGUUAAUGUUCAUAUUCAGAACAACUCAAAUAAAGCAGUCAAGAAACUGAAGGUGUCUGUUCGACAGUUUGCAGACAUCUGUCUCUUUUCUACAGCACAAUAUAAAUGCACAGUCGACGAGAAGGAAAGUGAGGAUGGUUUCCCCCUUGGGUCAGGGUCAACGCUCAGUAAAGUUUAUGAGCUGAAACCUCUUCUAUCUAACAACAAGGACAAGUGGGGACUAGCACUGGAUGGACAGUUAAAGCACGAGGAUACUAAUCUGGCGUCUUCAACUCUUAUUCCAGAUCAGAGUAGUAAAGAAAACCUGGGAAUCAUUGUACAGUACAAGGUAAAAGUGAAACUUUAUCUGGGACCUUUAGCAGGAGAACUUGUAGCAGAACUACCCUUUACACUCAUGCAUCCGAAGCCUGAGCCGGAUCCUGACAACAAACCUUGCACUGAUAAGUCCAGUUCUAGUCCGAAUAUUGCUGAAGAUGCGGGGGAUGAACCCGCCGAAAUUCCAGUGGAUACAAACCUGAUUCAGCUGGAUACUGAGGAUACUAACAACCCAACCUACGCAGACAAUGACGACGACUUGAUAUUCGAGGAUUUUGCUCGACUCCGGCUGAAGGGCGAGACCGAGGCGUGAGCGCUGAGGGCGAGAGUUUUUGCAUUUUCUCAAAUUAAAUUUUACUGAACCGCCCCCCCCCCCUUCUAAAAACUAAUGUUUUUUUGUCGGGUAGCUUUAGCUGCAUGACCAGAAUAGUUAUAUUUCAACUCCUCGUUCCCUCUAAACCCUACACUCGUAUUGUCGCAAAUAUUUUUUACAAGAUGUUGAUUUAAAAAUGGCGUAAUG
Messenger RNA from Eurytemora carolleeae, 1580 nucleotides. It is a transcript of the gene krz, whose product is annotated as beta-arrestin-1. The record is from RefSeq and is a predicted model, not a curated record. The transcript has 17 exons. Lineage: Eukaryota; Metazoa; Arthropoda; Copepoda; Calanoida; Temoridae. Gene Ontology annotation, biological process: G protein-coupled receptor internalization; signal transduction. Gene Ontology annotation, molecular function: G protein-coupled receptor binding. The coding region runs from base 90 to 1373 and encodes 427 amino acids. Gene Ontology annotation, cellular component: cytoplasm.